Molecule: messenger RNA, 1584 nt
Organism: Macadamia integrifolia
Lineage: Eukaryota; Viridiplantae; Streptophyta; Magnoliopsida; Proteales; Proteaceae
Exons: 4
Coding region: 1-1584 (527 amino acids)
Molecular function (GO): RNA-DNA hybrid ribonuclease activity; nucleic acid binding
Source: RefSeq, a predicted model, not a curated record
AUGCCAGCAGAUGGGGCAUUAUGCAAGAUUUUGUCCUCAGAGGAAAUUUGUGAACAGAGUGUGAAUUCUUUUUCUUCUGCACCCACCAAGAAGUCACAGGCAACUGGGAAGGUAUUUGCACUAACAGCUGAGGAAGUUGAGGUUGCACCUGAAGUAGUGACACGUAUAGUGCUUGUCUCUAAUAUACCAGCAUAUGUAUUGUUUGAUUCUGGGUUAUCUCAUUCAUUUGUAUCUUCUAAUUUUUCUCCAAGGUUAGGUGUGAAACUUAAAAAGUUAACUUAUCAAUUGAUGUUGAAAGAAGCCAGAACAUUCUGUAAGAUUGAUUUGAGGUCAGGGUAUCACCAGCUGAAGAUCAAGGACAGUGAUAUCCAGAAGAUAGCUUUUAGAACUAGGUAUGGCCACUAUGAAUUUGUGGUUAUGCUAUUUGGACUGACCAAUGCACUAGCAACUUUUAUGGGAUUGAUGAAUAGAGUGUUCCAUGAUAUGUUAGAUCAGUAUGUGAUUAUAUUUAUUGAUGAUAUAUUGAUCUAUUCCAAGAGUAGAGAGGAUCAUGCAGUUCAUUUGAGGUUAGUAUUACAGAGGUUGAGAGUGAAGCUGUUGUAUGCAAAGUUUAGUAAAUGUGAAUUCUGGCUAUCACAAGUGAAUUUCUUGGGGCACAUUGUAUUUGCUAAGGGUAUUGAAAUUGAUCCUGGAAAAGUGAAAGCAAUAUUAGAUUGGGAGUCACCUAAGACUAUAAGGAAAGCCAAUGUAGUAGCAGAUGCUCUUAGCAGGAAACAUAAAGUUACUACAUUAGCUGCACUUAGUGCAAACCCUAUAUUGAUUGAAGAGGCAAGAGAGUUGGGUUUAGAGCUCGACUUCCCCUGCACCAACAACAUUGCUGAAUAUGAAGCAUAUGCAUUGGGACUGGAAAUAACAUUGACCAUUGGGGUGAAGAAGAUCAAGGUAUAUGGUGACUCGAUCAUCGUCAUUUGCCAAACUCAAGGUAAAUGGAAGACCAGGGAUGAAAAGCUGAAACCAUACCAGGAACACCUAGAGGAGAUGAUCAAGCACUUUGAGGAGAUCUCCUUUAUAUACUUCCAAAGAGAUAAUAACCGGUUUGCAGAUGCCCUCUCCACAUUGGCAUCCAUGGUGGAGUGCAAUCCCAUAGCACGGGUUCGACCAUUUAUUGUAGAAGGAAGAGAUAAAGCCAUAUACCAAAGCGUUGUGAAUGCCCUCACGGUGGAUGGAAGGUCGUGGCUUGCCUGUAUAAUUGAUUAUAUCAGGGAAAGAAGGUACCUGACUGAAGCCACUGAGGGAGAAAAGAAGUUCUUGAGGAAGUGUGCCACCCACUUUAUCCUACAGGGAGAUAUUUUGUACCAAAGAUCGUAUGAUGGGAUACAACUGCUAAGAACCAUCAUGGAAGAAAUUCAUCAAGGUCUCUGUGGACCUCACAUGAAUACAAGAAUGCUAGCAAAGAAGAUUCUACAGUUGGGAUAUUAUUGGAAUACAAUGGAAGCAGAUUGUGUAAAUUUCAUCAAGAAAUGUUACAAUGCCAGAUCCUUGCCAACAACAUACAUAUUCGCCAACGAAAUUGCAUUCGUUUAG